This is a messenger RNA of Scleropages formosus (Asian bonytongue), 7771 nucleotides long. RefSeq names its product synaptojanin 1 (gene synj1). Gene Ontology annotation, molecular function: nucleic acid binding; SH3 domain binding; phosphatidylinositol-4,5-bisphosphate 5-phosphatase activity. Lineage: Eukaryota; Metazoa; Chordata; Actinopteri; Osteoglossiformes; Osteoglossidae. The record is from RefSeq and is a predicted model, not a curated record. The transcript is spliced from 32 exons. The coding region runs from base 252 to 5099 and encodes 1615 amino acids. Gene Ontology annotation, biological process: phosphatidylinositol dephosphorylation; synaptic vesicle endocytosis.
CGGGAAGCGCAGUGGGAGGGCCGUUCGUGGUGUUGCUUUGCGCGUUCCCGGUUCGAAGACUCCGUGGGCGAAGGACAGUAGAGCAGGUAGCGGCAGACCCUCACUGUCAUGACGGUCAUGUAGAAAUCCGGCGGAGCUUGUGUGUCGUGCUGAGGCCUGACUCUGUUUUCUUACGCCGGAUCGGAUCGGAUGUCAUAAAGCUGGACCAGAAGGUGUCCCUUCAUCGGUGCAGACGUCCCAGGAGAUAAGCAAUGGCCUUCAGCAAAGGGUAUCGCAUUUACCACAAACUGGAUCCACCUCUAUACAGUGUCAUCGUGGAAACCAGGAACCGUGAGGAAUGCCUUCUGUUCGAGUCUGGAGCCGUCGCUGUGCUGUCUGCAGCUGAGAAGGAAGCAAUUAAGAACACAUACACCAAAAUGCUGGAUGCAUAUGGAAUUUUAGGUGUCCUCCGGCUCAAUCUAGGGGACGCCAUGCUCCAUAGCCUGGUUGUGGUGUCAGGUUGUAGUUCUGUGGGGAAGGUCCAGGAUUCUGAGGUCUUCCGAGUAACUGCUACAGAGUUUGUGUCCCUGCGUAAUGAUCCUUCAGAUGAAGACCGGAUCUCAGAUGUGCGCAAGGUCUUGAAUUCAGGGAAUUUCUACUUUGCCUGGUCCUCCACUGGGGUCAGCAUGGACCUAAGUCUAAAUGCCCACCGCAGAAUCAAGGAAGACAUGACAGACAACCGCUUUUUCUGGAAUCAAUCAUUGCAUCUCCACUUGAAGCACUACGGGGUCAGCUGUGAUGACUGGCUGCUGCGACUCAUGUGUGGUGGGGUGGAGAUCCGUACCAUCUAUGCAGGCCACAAGCAGGCCAAGGCCUGUGUCAUUUCCCGGCUCAGCUCUGAGAGGGCUGGCACCCGCUUUAAUGUGCGUGGCACCAAUGAUGAUGGUCAGGUGGCCAACUUUGUGGAGACUGAGCAGGUCAUUUUCCUGGAUGACAAGGUGUCUUCCUUUAUUCAAAUCCGUGGCUCUAUACCUCUAUUCUGGGAGCAGCCUGGAAUUCAGGUUGGAUCACACCGUGUCAAGCUGUCUAGAGGGUUUGAGGCUAAUGCACCAGCUUUUGAAAGGCACUUCAGUGCUCUGCGGAGGCUCUAUGGCAAGCAGUUGAUCAUUAACCUGCUGGGAAUGAAGGAGGGUGAGCACAUGCUGAGCAAGGCCUUCCAGAGUCACCUGAAGGCCUCUGAGCAUGCCAUGGGAGUGAAGAUGAUCAACUUCGACUACCACCAGAUGGUGAAGGGGGGCAAGGCAGACAAGCUGAGCAGCGUGCUGAAGCCUCAGGUCAGCAAGUUCCUGGAGGAAUGCGGCUACUUCUACUACUCUCCAGAAGGAGGUGUUCAGAGGUCCCAGAGUGGUACCAUCCGGUCUAACUGUCUGGAUUGUCUGGACAGAACCAACAGCGUACAAGCCUUCUUUGCUCUUGAGAUGUUGCCCAAGCAGCUGGAGGACAUGGGCCUGACGGAGAAACCUCAGCUGGUAGCCCGCUUCCAAGAGGUCUUCCGCUCCAUGUGGUCAGUCAACGGAGAUUCCAUUAGCAAGAUCUAUGCUGGCACUGGGGCCCUGGAUGGAAAGGCCAAGGGUGGAAAGCUGAAAGAUGGUGCCCGCUCAGUUACCAGGACCAUCCAGAACAACUUCUUUGACAGCUCCAAGCAGGAGGCCAUAGACAUCUUGCGCCUGGGCAGCACACUAAACAGUGACCUAGCUGACAAGGCCCGUGCUCUUCUGACCACAAGCAGCCUGUAUGUUUCAGAACCUAUUUUGCAGUCAGCAUCUCCCAGGGUGCUCCUGGGCAUGUGCCAGAAUUAUCACAAGUACACCCGGCCAAAACAGAUCAGGGUGUGUGUGGGCACCUGGAAUGUUAACGGUGGGAAGCAAUUCCGUAGCAUUGCCUUUCGCAACCAGACCCUUAACGACUGGCUGUUGGAUGCCCCAAAGAAGGCCGGUUAUUCUGAGUUCCAGGACAGCAAAGUCAAUCCUGUGGACGUCUUUGCUAUUGGAUUUGAAGAAAUGGUGGAACUGAAUGCCGGGAACAUUGUCAGUGCAAGUACAACCAAUCAGAAGCUAUGGGCUGCUGAGCUGCAAAAGAACAUCUCCAGGGACCACAAGUACGUUUUGUUAGCCUCAGAGCAGCUGGUGGGCGUGUGCCUCUUCGUCUUCAUCCGGCCACAUCAUGCCCCCUUCAUUCGGGAUGUUGCUGUAGAUACUGUUAAAACAGGCAUGGGCGGAGCCACGGGGAACAAAGGGGGUGUGGCCAUCCGCAUGCUGUUCCACACCACCAGCAUCUGCUUUGUCUGCUCACACUUUGCUGCUGGGCAGUCUCAGGUCAAGGAGCGAAACGAUGACUAUAAUGAGAUCACCCGCAAGCUCAGCUUCCCCAUGGGUCGGUUGCUCUACUCCCAUGACUAUGUGUUCUGGUGUGGGGACUUCAACUAUCGCAUCAACCUUCCAAAUGAGGAGGUGAAGGAGCUUAUCCGCCAGCAGAACUGGGAUGCCCUGACGGCAGCAGACCAGCUGCUGGAGCAGAAGAAUGCAGGGCAUGUCUUUCAUGGCUUCAUUGAGGGCCAGAUAGAUUUCCCACCCACUUAUAAAUAUGACCUAUUCUCGGAUGAUUAUGAUACCAGCGAGAAGUGUCGCACACCAGCUUGGACAGACCGCAUCCUGUGGAAGAGGAGGAAAUGGAACUUUGACAAGACAGCAGAAGAAAUGAACUUGGUGUGUGCAGCUGAAGAUGACGAUGACAAGUCACAGUAUACCUGGACCACUGGUAUUCUUAAAUACUAUGGAAGGGCAGAGUUAAAGACCUCUGAUCAUAGGCCUGUGGUAGCCAUCAUAGAUGUGGAUGUGCUGGAGGUAGAUCCGGAGGCACGCCACCAGGUGUACAAGGAGGUCAUUGCCUUGCAGGGGCCACCAGAUGGCACUGUGCUGGUAUCGCUGUGCAGCUCUGGCCCUGAUGACUAUUUUGAUGAUGCCCUGAUCGACGAGCUGCUUAAGAAAUUUGCGGCCUUUGGCGAAGUCAUUCUCAUUAGGUUUGUGGAGGAGAAAAUGUGGGUGACAUUUUUGGAAGGCUACUCUGCUCUGGCUGCCCUUUCACUGAGUGCCUCCACGGUUCUCGGGAAAACCAUUGACAUCCGGCUGAAGAGCCCUGGCUGGAUCAAGAGCCUAGAAGAGGAGAUGAGCGUGGAGAGGGUCUGUGGCAGCAUACCUAUGUCUGCCAGCUCCAGCCUGUUGGCUGAGGAUGCCGACACGGGUGCUGACUAUGACAUGGAAGGCGAUGUGGAUGACUACAGCGCAGAGGUAGAAGAGAUCCUUCCCCAGCACCUACAGCCUGGUGCAGGUUCAGGACUCGGCACCUCGCCCUCCUCUUCACCCCGGAGCAGCCCCUGCCCCUCACCCACGCACGGCGAACCCGCCCCCCCUGUCCGGCCCAGCCGAGCUCCUGCACGCACUGCUGGCCCACCACCAGGAGGCUUAAGUCCAGCAACGUGUAGGAGGGAACUUGCAGGCUCUCCUGUGGACUUCCAACCUGCUACUGCCCCCUCUUCUCAAGGUCUGGAGCCAAAAAGACCCCCACCCCCUCGGCCCAAUGCCCCUCCAGCCCGGCCAGCACCCCCACAGCGACCACCACCUCCUUCAGGAGGCAGAAGCCCCACACCAGCUAGAAAAGACUUGGGAGGACAAAAAAGCCCCGGAUUACCUAGACAGGACUUUGCAGGUCGAGGCCAGGCAGCUGCUGGCACAGUAUCAGGAGGGACGCCAAGACCGACCAUUCCCCCUCGAGCAGGGGUCAUCAGCAUCACUCCGCAAGCCAGGCCCCCACCUCCAGCUCAUCCUGGAGCCCCUAGGCCCAUCCCUGAGGUCCAUCCUGGGGCACCUAGGCCCAUGUCUGAGACUCACCCUGGAGCCCCAAGACCCAUUCCUGAGCCCCAGAGUAAACCAGCAGAGCUGCCGUUGGGGCCACCAACCAUGAGACCACAAAUGUCGUCCCCUUUGCAGCCACAGAUGGUGUCUCCUGUGCGGCCGCAGAUGGCUACUCCUCUACAGCCACAAAUGGCACCUCCCAUGCAGCCACAGUUGGCCACUCCUUUGCAGCCGCAAAUGGCACCUCCCAUACAGCCACAGUUGGCCGCGCCCCUGCAACCGCAACCUGCACAGGCUUCCCAGGGUGCAGUCUCUCAGCCUUCUACAAGCCUGGGCUCUCCGAAGCCACCACCUCGGAGUCGCUCCUCCCAUGCCCUGCCUGCUGAGCCCACCCCCACCUCACAGGUCAAUGGGACAAAUGGAAUCCAAAAAGAAGCACAAUGGAAAACAGACCCUUUUGACAUGUUCACCUCCGAUCGGCUCUUCUCCUCUUCUACUUCCUGGACUGGCACCCAAUCCCUGACGCGAUGCUCCUCCCUUCGCUCUACUCCCACCCCAUCCUUUGGGGCUCUGCCCACUUCAUUGUCCUGCCAGCAAGGCUUCGCCAGUGGUAUUGAUUUUUCAUUCCCUGCCCAGUUGCUACCCCCAGCUCCCUCUCGCAGCCGGUCCCAGGAGACACUGCGCACCUCGCCUAACCCAUUUCUGUCUGAUAACCAACCCAGCAGCACCAACCCCUUCACAGGCAGGCUGGCACUCACCCAGCGCCGUUCCCUCACACCAGACUUUCAUGCACAGCAGCAGGCCAUGGCAUCCAAGCCCCACCUCCAGCGCACCAUGUCCGCAUUUGCUCCAGGUGCCUCAGUAGCCACACCACCUACUAUUCCGUCACCAGCUCCUGGCAAGCGCAUUCAGCAAUGGGUCACAUUUGAUGAGGACUCUGACUUCCCUCCAGGAGGAAGGACUCCAGCAGCAGCGAUGAUGGCACAGUCCCUCUUGCCUGGUACUGCUCAACUUUCCACUCCUGUUAACCAACAGACCGUAUUCCCCAGCUCCAGUUUCCACUCCACCAGCACAUUGGGAGGCGCUUCAUCUUCUGUGUUUCCAGUAUUCCCUCCUCCCAUUCCUGCACGGACUAACCCCGGCAACCCUCUGAUCCCUACAAGACCGGCAAGUAACUUUCCGGUCUGUAAAGAGUUCACAGAAAGAUAGGAUUAUGAAAUCAAAUGGUAUAGAAAUUAUAUGUUUUAGACAUUUACAGGAAAAAUGUGUGCUGGUGUAAAUGUGUGUAUGGUUUUAAUGAAACUGUACUGUGUAGAAGAAAUGUUAACCCCUUGAAAUUAGAUGUAACAGUCACAGCAUUUGAGUCACAGCAAAUAUGAUAUACAUAACAUCUGGCCUUUUGUUAAACAGCUUUUGCUGUUGGACAUGUGUAGUUGAUGUAUACGUGUUUUUCCGUGAGUUCUCAUGUUCCAUUCAUUCUGAUAGGAGACAUGCCUGUGUUUCUGUAUACGCACAACCAUGUCCUUUUUGUGGCCACACUGGUGAACCCUGCAGCUGAUGAAUAUUUCUUGAGACUGUACAUAAUACAUAUUUUCAGUGUCUAAAUUUGGAUUCUCUUUGAAGCAGUACCGUGCACAGAUGGAACCACAACACAACAGUAAAAGAAUUUAGAGAAGUGGAACAGACUGUAGUUGUUAAAUUGCUUUUUCUACUUAAAGGUCUUGUGCGCUGGAGAAAUUUUGAUCUUGUGGUUUUCUUUGUUUAUAAGUAACCACUAGGGGGUCACUAGACUCAGCAGUCAUCUAAAAUAUCUGUGACCAUUGAUUUGCUGCAGUAUUAAACUCUCACUGAUGCCUCACUAGAUUGUUCGACCAUAUCACUCUUGUCAUUGUUUUAUUAUUUUUAAGUAGCUUUUCCUUUUAAAGCAUGGUAACUACAUUGUCGUCACCUGUGCACCAUGUAACAUAACAUGUUAGGUGGUGGCCAUCUUUUUCUGCCAUCCAUUGAAUCUAAUGGCCAGUCACCUCUGACUUCGUCUCGCUUAGUUCCUUCUCUGACUCUCUUUCCUACCUUCAUAAGAAAUCUGGGGAAUUAUGUAUAGUCCAUAUACAUCGUUUAUGUAUAUUGUCAAAGAAUGUGUAAACUGGAAUAUUAUUCUGCAGUGAACAUGAAUAAAAGAAAUAUAUACAUGCCUAUAUAUAAAAUAUAUAUUUACACAGAUGUUACAUGUUUACAAUAUAUUAUAUAGACCCUGACCUUUUGCACUGAGUGCUGUUCACGCUUACAGUACAGGCCAGAGUCAAAAAUUGUCUAGCGAAUAAAAAGAUAGCUGGAGAUCUUUUAAAGGGUAUGUGGCUCUGCUUUCCAGCACACUGUGCAGUUUUUGGGGCUUUUUCUUUGUUUUCAUUACUAUAGAGCUUUAUUUGAUCCAAAGCUGACAUUAUUACAGCUUUAUAUUAAAUGAAUGUGGUCUGCUUAUUUGUGUUCAUGGAGAAUGAUUGCCAGAUUUGGUAAGCAAAGAGUGGUUGCUGUGCUGUUGAAAAUUAAUUUUACGGGUGUUCUCUCUCAAUCCUAUACAUGUACAUGUGACUUCAACUUUUUGGUAGCAGUUGGUGAAAUUUCAUUAAAAAAUGGUACAUUUUCUUUGAGAGACAUUGUUCUUACUGGUAAUCAUUUAUUGUACAUUUAGUCCUGCACUAGGGGUUUCUUGAUAUUUUUUUUUCCCCCUCCUUGUGGGGAAUAGAAAAGGUUGGUUAUCAUUUUCCAGUUAUAGUGAUUGGCACCUUUUAAUGUGAGCCACUGGAUUUAAGGGAAUUACAUGGCAUGAGCCUUACCACCAUGAAUAAUGGUGACAGCUGACAGCAGCAGUGAAACCUAAUGUUUGAGCUGUUCAUUUGUUAGCUGUCUCUGUUGUUUAAAUUUAUUUUGUCAAGAACAUUUCCAGAUUGCAUGUAAAAUUUUUGCAGUGUUUUUUUUUUUUUUGGUUUCUAUGUGUGGUGGUUAGAAAAUUGUCCCAGCAAUUGAAGAAGUACUGUUAUCCUCCCAAGCUCUGACUUUUUCUUUCCUUUCUUGAAAAGUCUGUACUCCUGUUACAAAUUGUAUGUAGAGUACAAAUAUAGAAGUUAUCCCAGUAAUGUACUUUUUCUGUUUGUUUCCUUUCAUACAGAAAUAGUUUUGUUCAUAUUAUAGUCACUUCAGGUAGUAAAUAGAAUGUGGUAAUGUGAGCUUUCGGGAGAAAACCUUUUAAAAGGCAGUGAUUUUUUUUUCUUCUUUCUUUUCAUGAUCUGUUGAGAAUCCUUGCUGAAUUUCAUCAGACAGUUUUGCACCUAGACUGGCACUCUAGAGCUUCUUGGUGUGUUAUGAAAAGGGAUCAGGGUCUUUAAAAUCAGCCAAGCAGUUCUGUUAUUGUUCAUAGUUCACUUGUAUGCGUAAGUGUAACCAUUGCAGUUCAAAACUUGGAUUAAGGCAUCACUAUAUUCUAUACUAUUCGGGGUCCGAAUAUUGUCGGGUGGUGGGCGAACACUCUUCUUCUGCUUAGAUUAUUUGGUUAGGGCAUUUAACCACUAUGUCCAAUACGUCUACGCUGUUAAAACCUGUGCCGUGGGUAGCACAAGCAUUACUUCUGGCAAGUGCUUCAGUGUUGUCUCUUCUGUGAUGUAUGAGUUUUUAUAGCAGAAAAAAAAACUUGUGUGUGAUUGGUGUCUCUUUGCUGCUGUAACCUGGUAGGAAAUAGAAGUUGUUUAUCAUGUUCUGUAUGUAUUUAACAAAACGGAAUACUGCAAUUCUAUUCAAAAGCCCAUGAUUCAGUGCACAGAUUUGCACAUUUGUGGAGAAAGCAAUUGAUGUUGUAUGUAUGCAAUAAAUAUUAUUCCAACGGUGAA